Rangifer tarandus platyrhynchus (Svalbard reindeer) is the source of this 300-nucleotide messenger RNA. NCBI's taxonomy places the organism in Eukaryota, Metazoa, Chordata, Mammalia, Artiodactyla, Cervidae. The record is from the annotation of a GenBank genome assembly.
AUGAAAUACAUCUAUAAACCAGUAUGGCUAUCUCAUUUGACCCUCUGCUUUGAGAUACCAAAGGAAAUGCUUGCCCUGUAUAUGCUGCUGGAGGAGGCAGGGCACCUGAUGCUUCAGCCUGAAAGUUCUGGGAUCAGCCUGCCACAGGGAAGCAGAGUCCACCUCCCUGCUGGGCAACUUACCAGGUUGGUGCUUCCUGGUGGCUUAGAUGGUAAAGAAUCUGCCAGAAAAGUAACAGACUCAGGUUUGAUCCCUGGGUCAGGAAGAUCCUCUGGAGAAGGGCAUGGCAACCCAAUCUAA